Brugia malayi is the source of this 1698-nucleotide messenger RNA. RefSeq lists its product as uncharacterized. Lineage: Eukaryota; Metazoa; Nematoda; Chromadorea; Rhabditida; Onchocercidae. The transcript is spliced from 12 exons. Gene Ontology annotation, biological process: cristae formation. Bases 1 to 1698 code for a protein of 565 amino acids. The record is from RefSeq and is a predicted model, not a curated record.
AUGUCUGAUGCUUCUUCUCUGAAUUCUGUUUAUGGUGAUGAGGAAGAAGCAAACAAUCAGGAUGAUGAAGAUCUCGAUUUUUAUGCGAUCUUAAACGUUCCAAGGGAUGCAACAUUGGAUGAAAUUAAUAAAUCGUAUCGGCAGAAGUGUUUGAUUUUCCAUCCAGAUCGACAUCUUCAUCCUGAUCAUAAAAAGGAUGCAGAGAAUUUUUUUUUUAAGUUACGCAAAGCACACGAAACACUUUCCGAUCCCAAACUUCGAGCGAUUUAUGAUACGGUUGGACUGCAAGGCCUUGAAUUGCAUGGCUGGGAACUCAUUUCUAAGUCGGAUAAUGCCGAGAAUAUUAGACGAGAAUAUGAGUUUCUUAAACGUUUACGAGAAACAGAAAUCAUGCUGCAACGGGUUCAUCCUUCCGGUUUGUUUGUCUGCAAAACAUCUUUAACGGGAGUUUUUGCUGCGAAUCCUGAGCUGAGAUCUCCUCCACAAGUAACUGGUUUAUCUCUAUCCCAGAAUAUCGAAUGUCCUAUGACAGCCAAAGACAAAGUGGGCUUAAGUGGUCGUGUAAAAAUGAAUAAUGGUAAAGGUGAUGGAUCAUUUAUGUUGCAUUGGAAAAGAAUGAUCUCAUCAUCAUGUUUAGUUGAGUUCAAUACAACUUUUACACCAGAUUCGAUAUUGCUAGGAUUCAAGUACGCUAAAAGUAUAUAUUUAAAAAAUGCAAUUGUGAUACAGCCCUCAGUGCAAUAUUUUCCACUAUAUUCAGCUGUUAGUCCGGUCUGCACUUUUAUCCUCUCUAGGAAUCUUCAUCCAUGUUGGCAAGGAUCUGUAAUAUAUCACUGCGGAUUGCAGCCAUCAUUGACAACAUCUUUGGUUCAUACCGAAUUCAAUAUGCCAAAGUUCCUUAUUAAUUUGACGAUAUCACCAGUGAAUUCAAACAUUCGGAUGGUUUAUACGAAGCGGAGUGUAGAACAGGACUCGUUUACCGAAACUUCGUGUAUAUUUUCAUUAAUGGGUAUUAUGCCAGCAGUUGCAUUUGAAAAACGUUUAUCAAGAUAUUCUCGAAUAGGAUGUAAUCUGUCAUUUGCUUUCCCUUCUUGUCUUUUACAAGCUAAAUUUAGAUUGAAGACGGGUGCCUCAGUUUACGAUUAUCAAUUUCUCUUAUGUGAUAGCGAGGAAGAUUUAGUACGUUCAACUUUAUAUGGCGUUAUUAUGCCGAUUACAACUUUUUACUUAUUGAAAGGAAUUUUUGGACAUGUAUACGAACGUUUCAUGUCAUUGUUUGAAGAUCACUCCGAAGAGCGGCAGGUAGAUGCUGUUAAACGUGAAGAAGCAAGCAGUGUCAUAGAUCUGAUGAGACGUACGGCGGAACGGAUAACGAAAGAGGAAGAACAAAAGCAUGGUUUAGUCAUUGUUGAAGCGAAAUAUGGUCAAAUGAUUGGAGAAGGCCACAAUGCAUUGUCGUAUCCAUUGUUAGGAGAUCGUAUUGUUGAUGUCACAGUGCCAUUACAAGCUAUGGUUAAUGAUUCACAAUUGAGAAUAUACUCUGGAAAAAGUCAUUUACCAGGAUUUUACGAUCCUUGUCCAACAGAGUCGAAAAUGCUACGAGUUAUUUACAAGUAUAGGGAUCGAAUUCAUUCCGUAUCAGUGCCGGAUGAAGUUGCUUUGCACAUACCAAUGACGUCUCACCGUCUGUCUUUGUAA